AUGUCAAACAAAAUGGAAAGAAAGAAUACCAACUACGAUUGUUUAACGUCAUCUGUUAAUAAUAAAGUACUAAUAAAAAUGCAAAAUAUGAACCAAACUUUAGACAAGGAACUCACUUUAAAUUUACCUAUAUCUAUUGAACCUAUCAUUACAAAAGACACUAACACAAUAGAAAUCAACUCUGUUGAGAAAAGUUCAACCAACAACUUUGAUAAAGGAAAAGAUCCUGAGACUCUCACUCUAAAAACUACUGUACAAAAAACCAUUAUGAACAUUGAUGAGUUUUUUGACAUAUCAGAAAAUAUUUUAGAUAUCUUAACUCUUGGUUUUGAAGCACCUUCAACUUAA
Messenger RNA from Funneliformis caledonium, 348 nucleotides. NCBI's taxonomy places the organism in Eukaryota, Fungi, Glomeromycota, Glomeromycetes, Glomerales, Glomeraceae. The record is from the annotation of a GenBank genome assembly.